Molecule: messenger RNA, 2712 nt
Organism: Malassezia japonica
Lineage: Eukaryota; Fungi; Basidiomycota; Malasseziomycetes; Malasseziales; Malasseziaceae
Gene: EPL1
Product: Enhancer of polycomb-like protein 1
Exons: 2
Coding region: 1-2712 (903 amino acids)
Biological process (GO): regulation of transcription by RNA polymerase II
Cellular component (GO): NuA4 histone acetyltransferase complex; piccolo histone acetyltransferase complex
Source: RefSeq, a predicted model, not a curated record
AUGAUUGUACAAGCGUCUCCUCCGGCGCCUGCGCACAACCGUGCCGCGGCGACCGGUUCUUCUACGGCCUUUGCGCCACUUCAUAUGACGAGCAGCCGUAUGCGGAACAAGAAGCUUUCCUACAAGCAGAAAAUAUGUAUCCAGCGCGGCUCGUUUUUGAACGGCGCAGGAAACGCGCUUGUGAAUGGUGUUGCGCCUGAGUUUGAGAGCAACGAAAACCAACAGGACUCUACCUUUGGUGUCGAUCAGCACGAACUCACGGAGCACCAUUUGCAGGCUGCGCUCUCGUCGCACCAAUUGGAAGCCACACAGGGCACGACCAGUGGUGCGACCAAGAAGGCGUACCACAUUCCUACCCCCAAGUCUGUCGAGGUUUUAUCGACCAAGCAGUACAACGACGCAUACCCCCCUAAUGCGUACUCCGAUCCCGUCACCUAUGUACGAUACUCCGACACGGUUGAGGCAAACGUGCGCGGCGCGCCGUACUGUCUCGACGAGGAUGACCAGGGCUGGCUCGACAAGCACAAUGCCAAAGCGCGCAAUGAGCUUGACGAGGCGCUCAAGAAUCCCAAGAACGUGCCUCAGGGUGCCAAGGACCAAGCCGCAGCCGCCGUUCAGGCAGCCGCGACCCUUGCGAGCCAGGAGCCGGAAAAGUACUUGACCAUCACCGAGGACGAAUUCGAGACGGUGAUGUACGUCUUUGAACGUGCCACGUGUGAGCGUCACCCUCUCUUGGAGCUGGACUUUGCCAAGGUGCCCACCCUGGACGAUCUCUUGCCCGAGUUUGACGAGACGUCGGCUGCUGCCGCGCUUGCGGAGCCCGAGCUGCCUGCGUACAAUGCUGAGGCGACGGCCGAAGCGGAUACAAAGCCAAUCAAUGGCAAGCUGUCCCUCAAGUUGAAUGCGGCCAAGAAGGGGGAGAAUGUGGACAAAAAAUGGUCUGCCGAGAACCCUUUCCGUCACCUCUCUCUCUUGAAGCCAUGUGCGCGCCUCAUUUACCCCUGGUGGCACCUGCGCCGCCAGGCGCGGGACGGGAAGCCGAUCGUGCCUCUGCUCAACUUUGACGAGAGCAACGAAAGCGACCCCUAUGUCUGUUUCCGUCGCCGGGAGGUAAAGACGGCGCGCAAGACGCGUAAGACUGAUACCCUCCAGCUCGAAAAGCUUGUGCGCCUCCAGUCCGAGCUCAAGCAAGCCACUCAGCUGUUCAAGAUGGUCGCUCAGCGCGAGCAGAUCAAGGAACAGCAGGUCAAGAAAGCGCACGAAUGCUGGAGCCAAGCGUGCCGCCUGCUCGACGUCAAGCAACAAUGGACUAUCCUCGGCCCCAACAAGGGCCAAGAAGACGAGAACCUCAUCUUUGGUGUACAGCCUGACCCUACUGCGCCCGUGCCGAAUGCUGCGGCGACCGCGCAAAACGCACAGCUCCUCAAGAAAAAGCGCAAGGCCGAGGAGGCCUCGUCGGUCUCGACGACGCUCAAGCUGCGCCGCCCCAAGCCUGGCGACGACCAGGCUCAUGGCAAGACGGUUGGUGUCGAGGGAUCGGGUGGCAUUGGCCCUGCGAUCCUCGAGCGCGUGCGUGCCAUCCAGGCAUACAUCGAGCGUGAGACGCAGUGGCACCAGCAGGCCGACGCCGGCUUCGAGGACCUUACCGAUACCGCGUACCAGCCUCCGGCUGCGCCCUUGCCCCAGCGUGCGUUUAGGCCGAUCCAAUCGGACAACCACGAUACCCACUUCUGGUCCAACCAUCCCGUCGCGCGUCUCGGCAAGCAGCCCUGCUUCCGCCGCCGUGUUGGCCGUGGUGGCCGUGUCUAUCUGGACCGGCGCCCGCUGACCGUGAGCCCUGCGCCUGCGAACAUCGCGGCGUGGCCGCGGAACGUCAACGGGUGGGCUUCUGCACCUCUCUCGAUGGACACUACGCGCGCGCAGCUUGCAGGACAAUACGGCAUGGCUGCCGAAUUGAACCGCACGCAGCGCCCGCUGAUGUUCUCGUCGCGACUCAAACCGACGCUUCUGCCUACGCCCGACAUGCCGAUGAGCACGCAGCAGACGCGGGAUGCCUCGAUGGGAAUGCCCCGCGAGGCAUUCCGCUCGAUGCGCAGCCAUUCGGAGCACAAGGACGGUCCGUUUGCUACCGGAAACCAUGCCGAGGUUGCCAGCAACUCGUCCGACUCGACCGACCACACCAAGUCGACCGAGGACGUGGGUGACGGGCAGAGCACGCAGGCCACUGAUGUCGAGCACGAUGCGAUGCAAGAAGACAAGGAUGCGUGCGCGAGCGAUUCAGAAGACGACUACGAGUCGCCUGAAGAGCAGCGCGAGCGCGCUCGGAAGCUUGCCGAGCGCUGGCGCUACGACGAAGACGGCGGCCGCUGGGCCGGUCUGGGUCUCCUUGGUCUUGGCGGCAUGGAAGGUGACGAGGAGGCGGUGCUCGACGACUUUGACCACCGCUUCAUCCGCUACCGCAUGUCCUUGCUGGACGAGACAAACCUGCUCAAGCUGUCCACUGACUGGACCUACAUGCGCCAAGCGCUUGCCGCAGCCGAAGUGCAUCCCCCGACUGCCCAGGUAAACGUCGAGACGGAAAAGCAGCAGCAGCAGCAGCAGCAGCAGCAGCAGCCUGCUGCGCCACAGAAAGGCAAGACUGAGCCGAGCAAGCCUGCCUCGACGACCGCAUCGGCGACGCCCGAGCCGGCCAAACAAGCACAGCGCGCCUGA